Molecule: messenger RNA, 714 nt
Organism: Coccinella septempunctata (seven-spotted ladybird)
Lineage: Eukaryota; Metazoa; Arthropoda; Insecta; Coleoptera; Coccinellidae
Exons: 2
Coding region: 31-714 (227 amino acids)
Source: RefSeq, a predicted model, not a curated record
AGGUAAAGUUCGUCCGUUAAAUAUUUCCAAAUGGUUACUAGUGCCUAUUUACGAAAAAGAAUCACGAAUUUGGUUAAGUCCAAGAAAUAUAAUCACAAGUGUAAAUACAAAUUUCGAUUCCGAUCUUCAAAUUGUGGUAAGAGCAAAUCAUUUCCUUGUGUCGCGAUGGAGCCUUUAGAAAUUACUACGAAAGAAGAAAUCUAUGAUGAUGCUCUUCAUGAAGCAUGCCUAAACGGCACGCUUGAAUCUGUGAAAAAGAUGGUGAAUUCGAAAAAAGUUUAUAUCGAUUGCGUGAAUAAAGAGGGUAUAACUCCCUUGGGUGUAGUCGUGCUGAAAUUAUAUGCUCAUAGACCUGUAGACAUGGAUUGGUCCACCGUUGAGGAUCUUGAAGAAAAACUCAAAUUGCUGCUGAGAAAAGGUGCGGAUCCUUUGAAGAAGUUAAGCAGAGAAACAACGGUUGCUGAAUUUAUAUUUCGAGGAGAAAUUAUGCUGUGUGUCCAACCCUCAGUGGCGGAUCUACUCGUGAGCGCACCAAACUGGGGCUACCUUGGACAUCAUGGAGGGCCUCGAAAAUCAAAAAAAUAUCUCACCCUUUACCCCAUAAGAAUUGCGAUACUUUCUCAUCGUUUACCAAUCUUUCAGAACAUGAAUGAAUACGAUUAUAUUAUAUUAGAUGGACUGAAAAUAAACUUUUUUGAAUUUCAAGAGACUUAA